AUGAGUACGAAUCCAUACCUUCUGCCCACUUCUUCUACAAGUAUGUUUUCAUUAGGAGAGGUAGCAUCAAGUAGUCAGAAUGUACUUGCAGAACAAUCAUCAUCACACUAUUCGAUGGGAGCAACUGGGAAUGAGUAUAAUCCCUCAAAAGCUGGUACCAUGUCUCAUACUGGCUCUGAAAGUAUUAAAAGUGCUGAUACACUAUCAACAACAAGUGAGGGAGGAAUUAGAGGUCAAACCAAAUUGCUAAUUACCACAACUUUGGUCAGUUUGCAAGAUAGCUCACCAAAGAAAGGAUGGCGAUGCUAUGUUUCCUAUCUAUUGGUUUUUAUAUACAUGUUUUGGUGUCAGGUGUUUGUACCUACGUUGGGAAAUUAUGGUUGGGGAGAGUAUGGAACCUAUGUAUUGAUUCAUGUUCUCAAUUUUCCAAAUACCUUUCUGGUUCAUCUCAUUCCAUUCUAUGGAUAUUUGGCCAUCACUAUUGCAACUAUAUUAUUUGUAUUAACCAUGGCAGUUUUGUAUAUUGUGGGAGUAAGGUUGGCAACGAAACCAAACAAGCAUUUUAACAAGUUCAAGGUUUUGGUUUACUAUCUCAGUUUCUUUGUCAAGACUUUCUCUCUCCCUAUUGUAUAUAUUUUGGUUGGUUUAUUGGAUUGUAAUUCUAUUGCCUAUGAUGUAGAUGGUGAUCCAAUCCCUUCUUUGAGAAGAUAUAGCUCACAAUCUUGUACAGACGAUUUGAAUAUUAUCAUGAUGAUUAUAUCAGUAAUUUCCCUUUUGAUACUGUUACCUGUUUAUUUCUUUUCAGAAUCUAUAACGGCAAAUUCCAAUCCACACAAUAGAACUCCACUGAUGGUUGAAAGUUCUUUUCCAACUUCAAUUAUUGGAGUAAUUUCAUUGAUACAACUAAUUAUUGGCCAACUGAUACCAAGCAAUUACAUGUACAUAUCUGCUGCCUUACAAUUAUUACUCAGUGUGAUAGCAACCAUUAUUGCUGGUUAUUCACUUCCUUGUUUCAGAAUAAUUGAUAAUUCUCUUUAUUUUGGUAUGAAUUUGGCUAAAGUAGGAGCAAGUAUUGGAUCCGUGGUGGCGUCCUCUCUUAAUACUGCAAAUAUAUUGAAUACAUCAGAUCCAACACUGGGCUGGUCUCUCAUGACCUUGGGAUUGAUGAUUCUAUUCUUUGUUAUUGGAGUGGCUAUUUUGGAAGUUUUCCAAAGAAUUCAACUGAAAAGAGCUAGAAGUUUUAUACUGAACUGGGUUCAACAAGAUGAAACAGCUAUUAACUCUGAUCCUAUUUCUCCACUCAUUCUCAUAGAAAAGAAUGCCAUGAAUAUAUAUGGCGAUGCAGAAGAUGCCAAGCUGUUGGGUCUAUUGAGACACAUGUUCAAGUGUUCCAUUCUAGAGGCAAGGGAUGCCAAAGGCACUUCAUACACUAAUAGUGACUUGUCUUCAGCAUUUGUGAAGGGAGCAGCUAGUCACAACUCAUUCAAUGACCUCAAGUUAUUGAUUUAUUCGUCAAUAUUAUUGGAGACUAAAUGGAAUGAAAGCAAUAAUACUGUCUUUUCUCUCAACCUACUCAAACGUGCAAUGAAACAACAUCCAAAUGGAUUAGAGCAAAUUACUAUACGGGAGAGAAUUAAGCAAGUUGAGAACUUUUCUCAAACCAACUUUAAGAAUUUAACCAAUUUUGAAUUGAGCUCUCAACUCGACUUGCUAGAAAAGAAUCAAAACAUUCUUCUAACUUUGCACAGAAACUUUUGGAAGGAGUUGGCAUCUGAAAAGAUCAAUUAUGAUUCUGUUGAAAAAAUCAAUCGUGCCAUUCAUUCUCUCACUAUUGAUUGUAGGACAACACUUCAAAAUUUAAUGUACAACCACAAAAAUAACAAGACAAUUUACAGAUUAUAUGCCAAUUUCAUUGAAAGUUUUGAGUUUGACAGCGACUUGGCCCAACAAUACUAUAACGAAGCCAAUUCUAUUGAAGAGGAGGAAAUGAAAAGAAAGAGAAGAAUGUCAACCUUUAGUAAUAAUGGAAAGAGAGGUGGUAAUCGUGUUGUUCCUGUCAUGAAUGAAUACAAAUUUGGAAAUGCAGAGGCAGUUGAAGAUCAAGAUUUAGAUGAGAUGGAAAGUGCCUUUGAUAAUCCAAAGGUAAAAAAGGAGCAAGUUUUCAAAACAGCCAUCUCAAAUCAAAGAUCCAAUAGAUUCGUAUUCACAUCAACUCUAUUAUAUGGCUUGCUAUGUUUCAGUUUUAUCACUGCAUCGUUAGUACUUAGUGUUUAUUACUCUAAAACUUCCAAGAACAAUAUUCCUUACUUGCAACAGGUUUGCGCAGUUAGUGUAGCUCCAUUCUCAGUAUUUAGAAAUGUCAGGGCUGGUCAGAACUGGAUGAACUUUUACAUGCUUUUUGAAAAUGUUUGGCCAGCUAUUAAUCCUGAAUCAAAUACCAAAACAAGAUCAAAAUCAAGCUAUGUCACAAGUCACAAACAAAGAAUGUUAGACGAUUUGGCUUAUUAUGAUACUCUCGUUUCUACAGCUCAAAGUAAGAUAUUCGAUAGUGACUCAUAUAUCGACUAUUCAGAAAAUGUUUAUCCAUUUGCAUACCCAAAUGAAGACAAACAGUUUAACUAUAAUGGAGCUUUAACUAUUAGAAAUAUUUCAGUUCAAGAAAUUACCAAUAAUAUGAUCAAGUACACUAAGAAAUUCUACGCAGACGUACCAGACACAUAUUUAUUGGCCUCUGAAGCUAUUAAUAUCACAUAUGCCAAGAAGAAACUCAAUCUUGACUUGGCAGCAAAUUCUACCUAUUUUAAUCCAUUGGCAAACUAUAAUUUUAUGGUUUUGUAUAGUAAUAUUGAGAGAGCUAGUAAUGCCUAUGAUGCAUUUUGUGGAAAAUAUCUCGAUAGAUCAACAAGUACAAUUAAUGAUACCAUCAAUCUUUUGAUCUAUUAUACUGUUACAUUGGUUGGUUUCUUCCUAUUGUCAAGCUUUGCCUAUCUGAUAUUUAUGCUUGUUGAAAUGACUUCAAUGAAGAGAAUAAUGAAACUCUAUGAGAAGCAAUUGAGCAAAGAUGUUAUUGGAAAGAUCUAUCAUACCUUAGAUAAGAAGACAACAGAAGUUGCUGAUUCUCAAUCUAAAGGUAUUUCUCUUAAUAGAAUCAAACCAAGUGUCAUACUUAUUGGCUUGAUUUUACUUAUCAUUCUAGUUACAGUAACCUGUUUGGUUUUAUUAUUUGUUGAAAGUUAUGAAAAUUCAAUUACAUCAUCACAGGUGAUGGCAAGUGUAAGAUUGACAGUUCAAGCAGCUGCUAUUUUGCAAAGAUUAUCGUUUGCAGUUGGAGAAGUAGCUACAUACUUUGUUGCUAGUGAGACUUCCAAUACCAAAUCACCUCUAGCCAGUUCUUUCCCUAGAAAGGUAACCUUUGGAGAUCCAAGUUUAUAUGGAAUAGAUAUUGCAAGUUUACAAGCAUUUUUAGUGGCACGUAUAAACACAAGACUUCCUCAAUUGAGUAGUAUGUGGUCAAAAUUAAUUUAUGGAGAUGCAGCAUCUGGAAGAGAAGCUAUUCUUGGUAAAUUUGAUGAUGUUGAUCAAGUAAUUGUGACUGGAAUUACUAAUUGCACAGAUUAUAUGGCCAAAAACAAUAUUACAUAUGGCCUUGAAACUAGUUAUCAGUAUUGUGUUGGAUUUGAAGAAUUAUUUGGUAAUUAUUUGACAACUGUUGCUCAGCUCGUUACAGAUUCAAAGAAACAGUAUGCACUUCAACAAGCUGCCCUUAGCACUACAACUCUUCUUCCAACGGAUGAUUUACAAUUGAGACAUAACAAUGCUAUGAGAAUGGCUUUAUCCUUAACAAGCAAAUUUGUGAAAUUUAUUCAAGAAUUUGUGGAUGCAACCUCUAGUGCUUCCUACAUUAUUGCAAUCAUUAGUACAAUUAUCAGCUACUUGCUAUGUACAGUCUUCUUCUUUUUCCUUCAGAGUACUUAUCAAUCUUAUGAUGGUCAAUUACACACUUUGAGAAUAAUGGCUCACUACAUUCCAGUUGAUGUUCUUGAUAGAAAUGAACAAUUGAAGAACUUUAUUCUAUACAAUACUACCAAGACAGAAAAGAAGAAGAAAUCUCUGCUCUCUAAGGAAGGCUUUGUUGGAGGUUCCUCUCUUGAAGAUUUGAAGAAUAUUUUCAAUUCCAACAUUGAGGGAACCACAAUUUGUAAUAGCAAGUUUGAAAUUGAAUUUUUCAAUGCAGCUGCCCUCAAAAUGUUUGGUAUGCAAUCAAUUGAUGUGUUGGGAGUUUCUAUGGGAAAUUUGAUUGAGCCAACACAAAAAGAUGAGCUCAUUAAUUGUAUGGAUCAUUUAAUGAAGAAAAAGACAGGUGAAAAUAACCUAAAGAAGGAUGAAAUUCAAACUAAUGAUCAAUGCGAAGUUUUAGAAUUAGACUGCAUCAGAAGAAAUCAAACAAAAUUCCCAUGCAAAAUAACUUUAAUUGCUGUUAAGGUUAGUGAUGGAAUAGGUCAAAAGCCAAUCCUAAUCGUCAGUCUUAAAGAUUUAACAUCUGAAAAGAAACAAAAUGCACUAUUGAGUGAAGAGAAACAAAAAUCAGACAAUUUACUGAAAAACAUAUUACCAAUGAGUGUUGCUUCGAGAUUAAAGAGUGGACACACUUUCAUUGCUGAAAAGUUGGAUGAUAUCACUUGUUUCUUCUCAGAUAUGGUUGGAUUUACUGCAAUCAGUAGUGGACUUCAAGCAACUGACCUUGUGAUGAUGUUAAACUCUAUUGUUAAUGGAUUUGAUUUACUAACAGAGAAGUAUGAUUUGGAGAAGAUCAAAACUAUUGGAGAUGCAUACUUUUGUGUAGGAGGACUUCCAGGUGCAGCAACAAGUGAUCAUCCAGAACGAGUUCUCAAAUUUGCUAUUGAAACAUUUGGUGUCAUUAACGAUUUCAAUGCCAAUAAUGCUGAAAGGAAAUCGGUGACUGAUAAUCAAGAAGAAUAUCAACCAACUGAAGAACAGUCAUCGCCUAUCAAGGCAAAGAUCAAUAUUCGAGUUGGAAUUAACACAGGAGCAGUUGUGGCAGGUGUUAUUGGAAUGAAAAAGUUUGCCUACGACUUGUGGGGUGAUACAAUCAAUACUGCAUCUCGUAUGGAAUCAACAUCAAAGAAUGGAAGAAUUCAAAUUUCACGAUCAACCUAUGAAAGAGUUUUCGAUUUGGGUUAUGAAUUUGAGGAAAGAGAAGUAGAUGUGAAAGGAAAAGGAAUUGUCAAGACUUAUCUAUUGAAUGAUAAGCAUCAUAGAUAUCUCAAAAACAAUCCACUAAUGUAUUCAGCACAGAAGAGUGCUUCUUUGUUAUUCACUUCCCAACAAUAA
Molecule: messenger RNA, 5352 nt
Organism: Naegleria gruberi
Lineage: Eukaryota; Heterolobosea; Eutetramitea; Acrasida; Naegleriidae
Exons: 1
Coding region: 1-5352 (1783 amino acids)
Biological process (GO): intracellular signal transduction; cyclic nucleotide biosynthetic process
Molecular function (GO): phosphorus-oxygen lyase activity
Source: RefSeq, a predicted model, not a curated record